GCAUAUGGGCUGCAGAGCCGACCCGAGGUCAGCGCCGUCCGAGACUCCGUUACCGACAUUGUUGAUGAGUGGGUCGCAUACGGAUGGCAAAUCUCGCCGACCGUCCCAGACACUGAAAGAAUGCAAUCAACGGGGCCGCCUUUGCUGUACUCUCCAGGCUCAUGCCGGGAGCUUGUGGUCCCAGGAGUUGGGGCCUCACAACCGCAGCUUCGGGCUGAGUGGAGAGGCGAAGGCUCUGCUCCAGGUGAGCAACCGCGAGGCGGAAGAGCAUGCCGAGCAAAGCGCCGGCCUUGCAAAG
This is a messenger RNA of Symbiodinium sp. CCMP2456, 298 nucleotides long. The record is from the annotation of a GenBank genome assembly. NCBI's taxonomy places the organism in Eukaryota, Dinophyceae, Suessiales, Symbiodiniaceae.